Metarhizium brunneum ARSEF 3297 is the source of this 591-nucleotide messenger RNA. NCBI's taxonomy places the organism in Eukaryota, Fungi, Ascomycota, Sordariomycetes, Hypocreales, Clavicipitaceae. The record is from RefSeq and is a predicted model, not a curated record.
AUGCCGAAAUUCUUUUGCGACUACUGCGAUGUAUACCUCACCCACGACUCCAUGAGCGUGCGCAAAGCUCACAAUAGUGGCAAGAACCAUUUGCGCAAUGUGGUAGACUACUACCAACAAAUCGGCCACGAAAAGGCACAGUCCGUCAUCGACUCCAUCACCUCAUCCUACGCCGCCGAGGGCCAAGCACAUGCGAACCCCAUGCUUCCUCAAAACCAGCCGGGCAAUGCUUUCCCGCCACCGUUCCCAUUCCCAGCAGGCGGCCCUCCUCCAUUUCCUGGUAUGCCUGGCGCUGCUCCAGGCCAGUUCCCCCAUGGAAUGCCCCCUCCUGCUGGUGGCCGUGGCAUCCCUCCUAUGCCUCCCUUCCCCCCCGGUCCCAACGGUUUACCAGUUCCUCCACCCGGCGGCCUGCCGUUCCCUCCACCGCCAGGAGGACUUCCUUUCCCUCCCCCGGGGGCUUCGGGCGCGCCUCCAGGGUUCCCUGGUAUGCCGGGCAUGCCGCCUCCUCCGGGCCAAGGCUUCCCUCCUGGCUCUGCUCCGCCGCCUGGCUUCCCGGGUGGUCUUGGGACGCCUGGGCAGGAUAGAAGGUGA